AUGGAUCGGACAGGUCUGCUUUUCCUCCGCGGGGCGGCCGGUUCGCCGCCCGGGCUUAAGUUUUUUGGUUCUCGGGGUGAGACAUCCACGUCGAGCACGUCGUUUCUUGCUCUGCAUGGCAGAGUGCCGACGGCGACUUUCCGGACACCUUUUCACGCUCGUCUCGCGCCUUCAAAGUUGCGGCAACGCAAGGAAUGCCCAGACGCAGCAGACUCUCCCACCUUCUCCCCUUCGCCCCUUUCGCCAGCAGUUGCAUCUCCUCAAAAGCGGACAGGAGGCUCCCUGAACGCUUUCUUCAGAGCGCCCGUCUGCAGCGCGGCAUCUAACCGGCGACACGAGGAAAGGUGUCCGAGCCUGGUGUCGCGUACCGGCCUCGCGAGGUCUUUUCCUCGUCGGUCAGCUGGGUUUCUGGACAGCGCCGGAAGCAGUUUUUCUCAGAAAGCCCCGCUGUCUCUGCACCAUGUCGGCGACACUUGCGUCUACUCCGCACCGCGGGCGUGGGAGGCCGACUCUGUCUUUCUGAGGCAUCCGGCCUUGCCUGGGCGAGUGCCGAGGGUGGGCGGGUGCGGCGUCGCACCCGCCGCCUCAGCAGCCUCCUGUCUCGGUGCCAGCCAUACGAACGCGUGUUUGCGUCCACGCGAGCCGUGGAGUCUCGCGCAUACGCGCAUGUUUGGAGGUCGGGCUGGGGGGCUAAAGCGCCGGAAGCCCCGGCGUGAUCCCGGCAGGGUUAUUCAGUCAGGAUUCGGUCGCCGGCAAGAAUUCUUCUGGCCGGAGAAGGCGCGGCGCACGCGCGUUCCGCUGUACCAGAAUUCCCGUCCGAAUCUGGUUUACGAUCAGCGUUUCCGGCGGUUCAUGUGCAUGUGGUACGCGAGCGGUGUGCAGGUGUUCCGCCCGUUCUCGUGUCGAGGCAGGAAGGGAGGUCGGGGAAAAGAAGGGUUGCCGGACGGCCUGGGCAUAGGCCGCGGCAGCGGAACGUGGGAGAGAGCCCGCGCGAAGGCCGUCGUCCUUUUGAAGCAGUUGAAACGUCAAGGUCAGUUGGACAAACUCGCGAAACCGGACGUCACGCGCAGUGGUGUCCGAGGUGUCUAUUUUGAUACUGAGGAGAAGCUGUGGGUAGCGACGUGGAACGAGCACGGACUUAGAAGGUUCAAGGCCUUCCCCACCAUGGAAAUGGGGUUUGAUGCCGCCUACCAGGCUGCCGUCGCCGUCCGCAGACAGAAAUUACGCGAAAACUACAUCUUCUGCAUGCAGCGAAACCGAAAAAAAUCGGGGCGGCCGCCCUUCAAGUGA
Molecule: messenger RNA, 1290 nt
Organism: Neospora caninum
Lineage: Eukaryota; Apicomplexa; Conoidasida; Eucoccidiorida; Sarcocystidae
Exons: 1
Coding region: 1-1290 (429 amino acids)
Biological process (GO): regulation of DNA-templated transcription
Molecular function (GO): DNA-binding transcription factor activity
Source: RefSeq, a predicted model, not a curated record